AUGGUGAAAACUGACGCGAGUCCAUUAAGCGCAAUUGGCUUUGAUCUGUUUUAUAUGAGGGUCAGAAGACGAAAACCUCAUUACCUAACGCUGCUGGAUGUCAACAUCGAUGGGCUGGAGGAGAAGCUGGCGCUCUGCAGACAGAGCAUGGAAGAGGUGGAUCUUAAACUGCGCAGGGAGAAGCUCAGCCCUGAAGGAAGAAAGUCACUGGAGAGAGAGAGAAACUUACUAAUGACCAAAGCUGACAACUAUGAAAAAGAACUGAGCGUGCUUCGUAAGGAAAAUCGCAAGAACGCUGCCCUUGCUGUGGCCAUGGGGUUACUGAUUGCUCUUAUAUACACCUGCUGGACGAUGUGAUUGCACUCCAAAAUUCUCCCUGCUCACCAAAUGACUCUCCUGCAAGGAGCUCUUCCUUUUCUCACCAAUGUGCCUCCCUCCCAAGGGUGGGAAAGAGCAUUUCAAACUGUUCUUGUUUGUCCUCCCCAAGCCUCAUUGCAAGGACACUUUCUCUUCAAGAACUGAGGGGCUGGGAGGCAAACUAGAAAUCGAAGCACACCUGUGAUCAGAAAGCAGGUCAAUGCAGGGCUCAAGGUGGAGCUCUCUUAUCCAAUAUGCAGUGAAGACCCUCCUGGCUGAUGCAGGAAUGGAGUAUUUUCUUCAUUUUAGAAGAGGACCUCUCUGGGUUGCAGACAAGUGCUCUCUGGGCCACCUUCUUGGUUCCCGUGCCCCAGCAAUAAGCUGAAGGGACCAAGUUCUCUGGAUCAAAGGGAAACCUGGAUAUUGUGCCCUCCAACACACAUAUAUAUGCCCUGAGCUGAUGCUAAAUAGAGACAGUUUCCUCCUCCACACAAACUUACAGGACCAGAGGAAUCCUACCUCCACAAAAUCAGAUGGGAGAUGGGCAUCUCUUUCUGCAAGCAGGUAGCAGCCAGCUUGAGAUCUUGGUGCUUGGAUUUUGAAAGAUCUGCCUACCUCUCUUGUGCAUCAGAGCUUGUUAACCAUUCUGUGCCUCCAAGAAUCAGCACUUGCAGAAGAGAGUUUGCUAUCAACUCCCAGGGAUGAAAGUGCCUCUGUAGGGUUUUAAAUAAAAUAAUUAGACCUAGUA
Struthio camelus australis is the source of this 1105-nucleotide messenger RNA. NCBI's taxonomy places the organism in Eukaryota, Metazoa, Chordata, Aves, Struthioniformes, Struthionidae. The record is from RefSeq and is a predicted model, not a curated record.